UUAUCCGGGUCCCGUCAUAAAAUCUUUUUGUUACCGAUCUCGACAGCGGAGCGCUACAGUCGCAGCUCUCGCCUACCAGGAUGGCGGAUGACCCAGAGAAGUACUUGCGAACGAAGAAAGCGCCGGCAGCCGGCGCGUCUGGCUUCGAUUCGAAAAAAUGGUGUUGGGUACCAGACGAGAACGAGGGAUUCAUUUCUGGUGAGAUAAAGUCACGAAAGGGAAGCAAGCUCGUCUGCCAACUGUCGGACGGCUCGAAAGUCGACGUUGCAGAGGACGACACGCAACAGAUGAACCCACCGAAGUUCGAGAAGACUGAAGACAUGGCUGCUCUCACUUACCUCAACGAAGCAAGCGUCCUGCACAACCUCCGACAGCGCUAUUACUCUAAUCUCAUCUAUACGUAUUCGGGGUUGUUCUGCGUCACUAUCAAUCCCUACCGCAUGUUUCCAAUCUACACCGACAAGGUGGUGCAGAUGUACAGAGGCAAACGACGGUCCGAAAUGCCGCCACAUGUCUACUCCAUCGCUGACAACGCGUACAACAACAUGAUCCAAGAUCGCGAAAAUCAGUCGAUCCUGAUUACUGGUGAGUCAGGUGCUGGGAAGACGGAAAACACAAAGAAAGUGGUGCAAUAUUUUGCACAAGUCGCCUCUCCAUCUGGUCAGAAACAGAAGGGAAACUUGGAAGAUCGGGUUAUUCGUUGUAAUCCUCUUCUGGAAGCGUUUGGCAAUGCAAAAACCAUUAGAAAUGACAACUCGUCUCGAUUUGGAAAAUUCAUUCGAAUUCACUUUGGCCCGAUGGGAAAAAUUGCGGGAGCUGAUAUCGAACACUACCUGUUGGAGAAAUCUCGUGUUGUGCUGCAACAGCGAGGAGAAAGAACGUUUCAUGUUUUCUAUCAGCUGCUGGAAUCAGACGAACGUGAUUUUAAAGAGAACGUUUUGUUGCUCAAGUCCAACAAGGCAUCCGAUUAUCGCUUUUUGAGUGGUGGCGUCUCUAAAGUCGAUAGCAUCAAUGAUCGAGAACAGUACCAAGAGACAAUAGAGGCAAUGACAGUUCUUGGUUUCUCUGAAGAGGAGAGAGCGUUCAUGUUUAAGAUCGUAGCAACAGUACUUCAUUUUGGUAACGUGCAAGUAAAGCAGCCAAAACGAGGAGAAUGCGCGGAAGUUUCCACGGACACUGACAAGGUAUGCCAUUUACUUGGUCUUGCAAAUCCUGCUGAAUUCAACAAAGGAUUGUCACGACCGAGGAUGAAAGUUGGACACGAGUGGGUUCACAAAGCACAGAAUGCUGAGAAAGUUGAUUACGACAUCCGUGCUUUGUCUAAACUGUUGUAUGAGAGAAUGUUUCGUUGGUUGGUUGGUCGCAUCAAUAUGACUCUGGAUACUAAAGAGAGAAAGAACUACUUUAUUGGUGUGCUGGACAUUGCCGGAUUUGAGAUCUUUGAUUUCAACUCAUUUGAACAAUUGUGUAUUAAUCUGACAAAUGAGAAGUUGCAACAAUUCUUCAACCAUCACAUGUUUAUACUGGAACAGGAAGAAUAUCGCAAUGAGGGCAUUGAAUGGACUUUCAUUGACUUUGGCCUUGAUUUGCAACCCUGCAUUGACUUGUUGGAGAAAACCCAAGGCGUUCUGUCACUGCUUGAUGAAGAGUGUCUGUUUCCGAAGGCUACAGACAAGUCGUUUGUUGAGAAGCUGUUGAAGAUUCAUGAGGGAAAAUCAGACAACUUCUCGAAGCCUGCAUUCCGUCCAAGAUCAAAAGCACCAAAUCCAGACUUCCAAAUUGCUCAUUAUGCUGGAGUGGUUGACUACACUGCUACUGACUGGUUGCUAAAGAACAAAGAUCCCCAGAACGACUUUGUGCUCGGUCUUAUCCUAAAAUCAACAAAUCCUGUUGUUGCUGGUCUUUUCUCUGGCUACAUUUCUUCUGAGCAAGCCGGAAAGAAGAAAGGUGGAGGAAUGUUCCAAACAGUGGCUCAAGUGCACAAGGAAUCUCUCAAUAAUCUGAUGACUAACCUUCGAAACACAACUCCACAUUUUGUUCGCUGCAUCAUUCCCAAUGAGCAGAAGAAAGCAGGAAUGAUCGAUGCUCAUUUGGUGCUUCAUCAGUUGCGAUGCAACGGAGUCUUGGAAGGAAUCAGAAUCUGUAGAAAGGGAUUUCCCAAUAGACUUUUCUUCUCAGACUUUAGACAAAGGUAUGCUAUUCUGGCUCCUACUGCUAUUCCUGCUGGAUUCAUGGACAGUCGGAAAGCUGCAGAAUUGCUUAUCAAUGCAUUGCAAUUGGAAACGAACGAAUUUCGUGUCGGCAAGAGCAAAGUGUUCUUCCGUGCUGGAGUUCUUGGUCGGUUGGAAGAUCUUCGCGAUGAGAAGCUGGGAAAAGUGAUCACACAGUUUCAGGCGUAUUGCAGAGGCUUCUUGAUGAGAAAAUACUUUAGGAAGCUUCUUGAUCAAAGGAUUGGGAUUGCAGUCAUUCAGCGAAAUGUGAGAAAGCACAUGUUCUUGAGGAACUGGUCAUGGUGGAAACUCUUUACCAAAGUGAAGCCGUUACUGAAUAUCGCCAGACAGGAAGACGAAAUCAGAGUCAUCAAUGAAGAGCUAAACAAAAUAAAGGAGAAGGCAACCAAGGAAGAACAAGCUCGCAAAGAACUUGAACAAAAGUACAGUGAAUCUAUGGAGAAGUCACAACAACUGUUUCAAGACUUACAGAGAGAACAAGAGGCUAAUGCUGUCAAUGAUGAAACACUGGAAAAGCAACGCACUAAGAUUAUAGACCUUGAGCAGCAGUAUGGAGAUCUUACUGCUCGUUUAGAAGAGGAAGAAGAGACGAACGUUGAAGUUUCAAAAAUAAAGCGGAAGGUGGAAGCAGAAUUGGAACAGCUGAAGCUAGAAUGUAGUGAAUUACAGCUGGCAAGUGAAAAGCUGGAACAAGAGAAGUCGGCUAAAAUAUCGCAGAACAAUGCUCUCUCUGAUACUCUCGAGAACAAAGAGCAACAGUUGGCUCAACUUAACAAAUCGAACAAAUCUCUUGAAGAGAAGUUACAGCAUCUAACGGAUGCACUACAAGGUGAAGAGGACAAAGCAAAGCAUUUGAGCAAACUCAAAGCAAAGACAGAAUCUCAUGUGCAGGAGCUUUCUGUCACUUUGGAGAAAGAAAAGAAGGCUCGAGGUGACGUAGAGAAGGCAAGAAGAAAACUUGAAGUCGACUACAAGUCGCUUGGUGACAACUUGACAGAAAUGACGCAGAGCAAAGAUGAGUUACAAGUAACUUUGAAAAAGAAAGGAGACGAGGUGACUGCACUGAAUGUUCGAUUGGAGACUGAACAGUCUCGUGUUGCACAGCUUGAGAAAGAGAUAAAGGCUCUCAAGGCUCGUAUUGAAGAACUGGAAGAAGAUCUCUCAUCUGAACAGGACAAGAGAAAGCGAGUCGAAAAGCUCAAUGCUGAUCUUCAGCGAGAACUUGAGGAACUAACUGACAGGCUGGAGAUGGCAGGUGGGGCGACAGUUGUUCAGUCGGAGCUGCUGAAGAAGAUUGACACCGACCUUCAACGAUCUCGACAAGACUAUACAGGUGCACAAGAAGAACAUCGCAAAGUUGUCGAAAGUAUGAGGAAGAAACACACAGAUGCACUAAGCGAGCUCGAGGAGAAAGUCGACGAACUACAAAAAUCAAAGCAGAAGCUGGAAGCUGAAAAGAAGAAGCUAUCGCAGCAGACGUUGGGGCUUGGUGGAGACGUCGAAUCACUCACUAGAGCCAAGACUGCUGCUGAGAAGCAGGUUCGGCAUCUAGAAGAACAACUGGCCGAAACGCUAGCAAAACACACCGAAACAACGAAGGCUCUUGAGGAAAGCCACGCAACUGGAGCAAAACUACAGAGCGAGAGUGCAGACCUUCUAGCACAACUGGAAGAGUCCGAGUCUAGUGGAAGUUCGCUCUUGAAAGCAAAGAAGAAUCUUGAAGCCACAGUCGAAGAUCUAAAGCAGCAGCUAGAGGAGACGGUUUUGGCCAAGAAUGAUUUCCAGUCAAAGUUUCGUGCUGCGACUGACGAAGUGCAGAAUUUGAAAGAGAGCAUCGAGGAAGAGGAUGCAGCAACGAGUGACCUGCAACGUUCGUUGGCGAAAGUGCAAGCCGACUUGCAAGAGUACAAAAGUAAAUAUGAUAGUGAACGGCAGCACGUGCAAGACUUGGAGAAUGAAAAGCGAAAGCUUGCAGCUCGUGCAACUGACACCGAAGAGAAAUACGAGGCAUUGGAAGCUCAGAAGAAGAACUUGGAGAAGACGAAGAAUCGUUUGGCUGGUGAGGUCGAAGAUCUGAUGCUCGACUUGGAGAAGGCUCAAACAAAUGCCGGAGCACUCGACAAGAAACAGAAGAAAUUUGACCAGCAAAUCAAUGAGUGGAAGCUGAGGUAUGAAGGUGCAACGGAGGAUUUGGAAAAUGCACAAAAGGAAGCGAGAGGAUAUUCAACGGAGUUGAUGAAGUUGAAGGCGUCAUUUGAAGAACUGGAAGGUCAGAUCGAAGCUUCGAACAAGGAGAACAAACUUCUGAAAUCUGAUAUUGCCAGUCUUACCGAACAGCUCGGCGAAGGUGGCAAGUCGUCGCACGAGCUCGAAAAAGCUAAAAAGAAAGUGGAGCAAGAGAAGGAAGAAAUGAUGCAAGCCUUGGAGGAAGCAGAAGGUGCUCUCGAGGCCGAAGAGGGUAAAGUCCUUCGUAUGCAGCUUGAAACGGCUCAGCUCAAGCAAGAGUUGGAUCGUCGUUUGGCCGAUAAAGAUGAAGAAAUGGAGUCAAACAGGAAGAAUCUGGCUCGACAAGUCGAAGCGCUGCAAGAGAGUGUCGAGCAGGAGAUGCGAUCGAAGAAUGAUUUGAUGAAGCAGAAAAAGCGAGUCGAAGCAGAACUCAACGAACUUCGAAGCCACUUGGAAGGUUCGGGCAAGGAAGUGUCCGACCUGGCGAAAACGUUAAAGAAAUUGCAACUUCAGAACAAGGACCUGCAAGGAAUGUAUGAGGAUGAAAUGAAGUCGCGUGAUACUUUCGCGGAGUCUGCUGCUCGAGCAGAAAGGAAGUGUAACGAUCUGCAAGGUGAACUGGAAGAUCUCAAGGCUUCGUUAGAGCAGGCUGAAAGGGCACGUCGUGCUGCUGAGGCAGAGUGCAGUGAGCUUAGUGAACGAGUGACCGACUCUGGACAGUCACUGAACAGUCUUCAGUCUUCUAAACGUAAGCUAGAGCAGCAGCUUGCGGCACUUCAGGAAGAAUUUGAGGAACGCGAGUCUGAGACCGGCAUGGCUGGUGAAAAGCUGAAGCGGGCUAACGAUCAGGUGCAACGUCUUCAAGCGGACCUCGCAACGGAACGAGAAACGUCGGCUGCAGCUGAGCAUGCAAGGGCUGCGUUGGAAAGGCAGUUCAAGGAGAUUCAACAGCGUGCCGACGAAGCCGAGGCUAAUGCAUCUCGGAUAGAGAAGAAAGUUAUGGCAAAAAUGGAUGUAAAGAAUCGUGAGCUUUCAACUCAACUGGAAGAAGAACAGAAAGGUCGGCAGGAUGCCAUUCGAAGUUCUAGGAGACACGAAAGGAAGGCCAAAGAGCUGGCAUUCCAGCUCGAUGAAGAGACGAAGAAUAAUCAACGAUUGCAAGAGCAAGUAGACAAGCUGACAACCAGGGGCAAGACACUGCGUCGACAGUUUGAGGAGGCUGAUGAACAAUGCGAGUCUCUCAAAGCUAAAGGUAGGCGUGUGCAGAGUGAGUUAGAUGACGCUCUGGAACGAGCCGAAGCUGCAGAAGCUCGUCUCUCGCGUGUAGGACGAGUGCCGGCCUCUAGCGCACGCUCGGCACGAGACAAGGAUAGGGAAAGCAGCAAAGACUGAUGAAGUAGCACAACUUACGUGUGCCAAUUUGACUGUUUCGUUGCACGAAGGCGUGUUUUAAUUGUUCUGACGUUGAGAUGAGGUUUGUUUGAGUUUGUGUGAGAGGAAAACUGAAAUGAAUUUUUACAGGAUGUGGCUGUAGUAACAAUUAACAAGAUUUCUGUGAGUGUUGGUUUUGA
Molecule: messenger RNA, 6028 nt
Organism: Corticium candelabrum
Lineage: Eukaryota; Metazoa; Porifera; Homoscleromorpha; Homosclerophorida; Plakinidae
Product: myosin heavy chain, striated muscle-like
Exons: 35
Coding region: 81-5849 (1922 amino acids)
Cellular component (GO): myosin filament; myosin II complex; cytoplasm
Molecular function (GO): actin filament binding; microfilament motor activity; ATP binding
Source: RefSeq, a predicted model, not a curated record